AUGGUUUCAGGACCGAGAGGCCGUAUUCAAGAUUUAGCUCGUAUGCCGGAAAAUCAGCAAGGUGUUCCGCUGAAUACUCAGAAUGAGCAAGGUGUUCCACUGAAUACUCAGAAUGAGCGAGGUGUUCCGCUGAAUACUCAGAAUGAGCGAGGUGUUCCGCUGAAUACUCAGGAUGAGCGAGGUGUUCCGCUAAAUACUCAGGAUGAGCGAGGUGUUCCGCUAAAUACUCAGAAUGAGCGAGGUGUUCCGCUGAAUACUCAGAAUGAGCGAGGUGUUCCGCUAAAUACUCAGAAUGAGCGAGGUGUUCCGCUGAAUACUCAGAAUGAGCGAGGUGUUCCGCUGAAUACUCAGAAUGAGCGAGGUGUUCCGUUGAAUACUCAGAAUGAGCAAGGUGUUCCACUGAAUACUCAGAAUGAGCAAGGUGUUCCACUGAAUACUCAGAAUGAGCGAGGUGUUCCGUUGAAUACUCAGAAUGAGCAAGGUGUUCCACUGAAUACUCAGAAUGAUCGAGGUGUUCCACUGAAUACUCAGAAUGAGCGAGGUGUUCCGCUGAAUACUCAGAAUGAGCGAGGUGUUCCGUUAAAUACUCAGAAUGAGCAAGGUGUUCCGCUGAAUACUCAGAAUGAGCGAGGUGUUCCGCUAAAUACUCAGGAUGAGCGAGGAGUUCCGCUAAAUUCUCAGAAUGAGCGAGGUGUUCCGCUGAAUACUCAGAAUGAGCAAGGUGUUCCACUGAAUACUCAGAAUGAGCGAGGUGUUCCGCUGAAUACUCAGAAUGAGCGAGGUGUUCCGUUGAAUACUCAGAAUGAGCGAGGUGUUCCGUUGAAUACUCAGAAUGAGCGAGGUGUUCCGUUGAAUACUCAGAAUGAGCGAGGUGUUCUGCUGAAUACUCAGAAUGAGCAAGGUGUUCCGCUGAAUACUCAGAAUGAACGAGGUGUUCCGUUGAAUACUCAGAAUGAGCGAGGUGUUCCGCUGAAUACUCAGAAUGAGCGAGGUGUUCCGCUGAAUACUCAGAAUGAGCGAGGUGUUCCGUUGAAUACUCAGAAUGAGCAAGGUGUUCCACUGAAUACUCAGAAUGAGCGAGGUGUUCCGCUGAAUACUCAGAAUGAGCGAGGUGUUCCGUUGAAUACUCAGAAUGAGCGAAGUGUUCCGUUGAAUACUCAGAAUGAGCGAGGUGUUCCGCUGAAUACUCAGAAUGAGCAAGGUGUUCCGCUGAAUACUCAGAAUGAGCGAGGUGUUCCGCUGAAUACUCAGAAUGAGCGAGGUGUUCCGCUGAAUACUCAGAAUGAGCGAGGUGUUCCGCUGAAUACUCAGAAUGAGCGAGGUGUUCCGCUGGAUACUCAGAAUGAGCGAGGUGUUCCGCUGGAUACUCAGAAUGAGCGAGGUGUUCCGCUAAAUACUCAGAAUGAGCGAGGUGUUCCGCUGAAUACUCAGAAUGAGCGAGGUGUUCCGCUGAAUACUCAGAAUGAGCGAGGUGUUCCGUUAAGGAAAAACUCCCUCUUAGUUCUCGACUCCAAACAAGAGCUUCUUGGAGGACUCCAGAUAUAA
Molecule: messenger RNA, 1545 nt
Organism: Biomphalaria glabrata
Lineage: Eukaryota; Metazoa; Mollusca; Gastropoda; Planorbidae
Product: involucrin-like
Exons: 3
Coding region: 1-1545 (514 amino acids)
Source: RefSeq, a predicted model, not a curated record